AUGACUUGUCCCACUGGAAGUGCUCCAUUACCAGAAGCACACAAGAUAGAAGCACACGGCCAGUUUGAAAUACAACAAAAUAAUCAUGGCCAUGAUAAUGUGUGUGGGCGUGGCAAAAGGAAAAGACGAUAUGAUAAUCGUCGAGGUGGUGGUCAUAACAAAAGGGAGAACAAUAUGGGUUCUCAAAAUAAUCCUUCAAAAGGCAAGGGAGAUCACUGUCAUCGUUGUGGCCUUAAAGGUCACUGGAAAAAUGAAAGUCGGGCACCUGAGUAUUUUGUCAGGCUGUAUCAAAAUUCAUUUAAAAGGAAAGGGAAUAAAGGUGGUGCCUCCUCUUCUAAUGCCCGAGUAGAGUCACAUUUGAUUCUCAAAGAUGAUGUUAAGGCAGGAUCUUCUCAAAAAUAUGAUGAGAAUGUUGAGGCAAAUUUAGCAUUGAAAGAUGAUGCUUUUGAUGGGCUCGAUGAUAUUACUCAUCUGGAAGCUGAGGGCUUCUUUGGGGAUCGCAACUGA
Messenger RNA from Solanum verrucosum, 507 nucleotides. RefSeq lists its product as uncharacterized. NCBI's taxonomy places the organism in Eukaryota, Viridiplantae, Streptophyta, Magnoliopsida, Solanales, Solanaceae. The transcript has a single exon. The coding region runs from base 1 to 507 and encodes 168 amino acids. The record is from RefSeq and is a predicted model, not a curated record.